Linum tenue is the source of this 1137-nucleotide messenger RNA. The record is from the annotation of a GenBank genome assembly. Lineage: Eukaryota; Viridiplantae; Streptophyta; Magnoliopsida; Malpighiales; Linaceae.
AAAAAAAAGACAAUUAAUUUCAGGCAUAGUUCAUAAAUGAACAUGAAGAAAAAAGAAAGACAAUUAUUUUCAGGAAUAAGAAGAAAGAAUAUUAAUUAAAAAGAAUGUUGGUAGGAAAUUAAUUACAAGUUUAAAACACCAGCAACAUGCUCAAUAGUUAGGCUUUCCCCAGUGUUAUAUAUAAGCCAAAACUGUCGCCACGCCGCCGCCGUCCCGUCGAUCCUUUGUUUCCGCUCCUCCGCGAAGUUCCCUCCGUCGACGUUCUCCGAGCAAGAUAUUAGGGUUAGUUCCCUUCCCCCAAACCGGUUCGAAGCUCCAAUGGAAGAGAUUACUGAGGGCGUGAACAACAUCAACCUGGCGGGAGCCGAUGCGACGAAGAAGAACCGGAUUCAGGUCUCCAACACCAAGAAGCCCCUCUUCUUCUACGUCAAUCUCGCUAAGAGAUACAUGCAGCAAUUCAACGAAGUGGAGCUAUCCGCACUUGGAAUGGCUAUCGCCACAGUUGUAACCGUUGCUGAAAUUCUCAAGAACAAUGGAUUGGCUGUGGAGAAGAAGAUCAUGACCUCGACGGUUGACAUGAGGGAUGAUUCGAGGGGGCGGCCUGUCCAAAAAGCCAAGAUUGAAAUACUGCUUGGGAAGACUGCAAACUUUGAUGAACUCAUGGCAGCUGCUGCUGAAGAGAGGGAGGCGGCAGCAGCGGCAGGAGAAGACGGUGAAGAGCAGAGCUGAAAAGCUUCUUCUUCUUGUUCUCAGUAUGCAGGUGUGGUCUGCAUAAGGGCAUAAUGACCAAAAUAGUUUUCUAGUUGCUUCCUCUUUCUCCUUUGGUAAAAGGCAGGGAUUGUGAAGCUGCGAAAUCUUUCUGUUGGUCUGUAAGAAAACUGAAAAUCCCAUCUGUCAUCUGAGAUUCAAUUUUGUCAGACUUUGAUAAUCUUCUUUGCUUUUAGUCUAGCUGUUUGUUUAUUUUCUAGGGUUUCCCAAUCAUAUGUAACCUGUUCUCGUCGUAACAAAAUAUUCCCAUGUUUUUGUCAAGUUGAAUAGCAACGGUUUAUGAUCCGUAAGAGUAACUGUUACGAGCUUGUAAACGGUUUAAGCAGACUGUUACGAGCUUGUAAACGGUUUAAACUCUGCUUAACCGAA